AUGGAAGUCAAGAAUGGUCAUAUAAAGCGGCUCACGGAUACUGAAGUGAAUUCCAUAGUAUUGGAAAUUGUAAGUACGAAUGUAGCUACUACUUUUAUAUCAUGUCCGAAGCAAAAUCAAGUGUUGGGAAUAAAGCUGCCAUUUUUGGUGAUGAUCGUAAAAAACUUGAAGAGAUACUUCUCUUUUGAAAUAACUAUACUCGAUGAUAAAAAUAUGCGGAGAAGGUUUAGAAUAUCAAACUUUCAAUCAACUACUAAAAUUAAACCGUUCUGCACUACUAUGCCAAUUGGGUUAGCAGGAGGUUGGAACCAGGUGCAAUUCAAUUUAGCAGAUUUUACAAGAAGAGCAUAUGGUUCACAAUAUAUAGAAACUUUGCGAGUGCAGGUGCAUGCUAAUGCCCGAUUGAGGCGGAUUUACUUUUGUGAGCGUUUAUAUGAUGAAGAGGAGUUACCUAAUGAAUACAAACUAUUUUUGCCAAUGGAUCGCAAAAAGAAAGCGAAGACAGAAAAGAAAGAUGUUAUGGCAACGAUACCCCCGCCAUCAGCUGUUUCAGCACCUGCACCGAUUGAAGCUACACAAGAGCCUCCAAAGGCAAAACCGGAAUCAAUUGUAGUUAAUGACGUAUCGCCAGCUGAAGUAGCAACUCCACUACAAGAAAAGGAACCAUUACAAAUGGUCGGACAAACAGUUGAAGCUACAGAGGAGACACACCCUGAUUUUCCGGUAGGAGAAAACAUAGAAGAUCAAGCAGGAACUCCUGUUAUUGAGGCAGAGGUACCCUUUGAAUCAGAAGAUGUAGAUAAGGGACUAGAUGUAGCAGAACUCCAAGAAGAUGAAGCUCUUGAAGAAGAAUAA
Molecule: messenger RNA, 855 nt
Organism: Chilo suppressalis (striped riceborer)
Lineage: Eukaryota; Metazoa; Arthropoda; Insecta; Lepidoptera; Crambidae
Source: the annotation of a GenBank genome assembly